Molecule: messenger RNA, 1336 nt
Organism: Hippocampus comes (tiger tail seahorse)
Lineage: Eukaryota; Metazoa; Chordata; Actinopteri; Syngnathiformes; Syngnathidae
Product: MAPK regulated corepressor interacting protein 2-like
Exons: 5
Coding region: 594-1043 (149 amino acids)
Source: RefSeq, a predicted model, not a curated record
CACAGUUCCGUACAAAGUACAUGCCUUAAAAGUUUGAAAAUUGACUUCGCAAAAGGGACGCGCAAAGAUUCUUGGGAAAUGGCCGGCUUCCUCCUUUUUCUUCUUCUGUGGUGUGAAACGCGACCCGUGAUCACUGUGAUCUGUUGCCACUGCUGCCAUCUUGUGCCUCAUCGGUACGUUACACGGUUUUCUGCACGUUCCCUGACUUAAAAAAAGUUGAUAAAUUACAGCAACUAAAUUGAACAAAUGAUAAAGCUACGAGAAUUAAGCACAACUCCUGCGGCAUUCGAUUUUUUACGAUGGCGUUUUAACGUCGCUUCCCGUUUCGGAGGCACUGUCUCUUUAAGAGGCGCCAGGGGGCGUGAGAAGCACGUGGGCCAGUGGUGCGUUUGACGGCUCGGUCCACUAACUGUUACGAAUGCAGCAUGCAUGACAUUGUCGCUCUUUUCGGGACACGUUUUCGACUCAGAAGUGGUGGCAUUCUUCUUCGUUUUGUUUUUUACACAACUUUGUCACCCCACGGAGGUUUUACAACAAAAGUGUGAGUCUUGGUGUUCUCAGCCCGGAGCAAGUAGCCAAGUGUAACUUUUUGCAUGAUGUACACUAUCACCAGAGGUCCAAGUAAACUAGUGACCCAGCGGCGUACAGGACCCACGCAGCCGCUCGACAACAAAACAAACGACUUCAAGCACAAGCAGAUGACCUGGAGUUUGCCCGAUCUCCCCGCACCUAAGAUUGUUUUUAACCGCCCCAACGGCAAAAAGUACCACCUGCCCUGCCCGGGCCUGCCCCCGGACCCCCAGCAGGAGGGGGAGUCAUCAGCAGCGGCCCACGAGGACAACGUGAAAUUUGUGUACGAUGCCUGGCAGGAGGCAAUCCAACAGGAGCAAGGCGACGUCCGGGGAACAGGAGAGGAGGGAAACGCUACGGCGGUCCACUACAAAGACGACACUCCAAGCCCUCACAUGGAUGACUUUGUGCCCAUCGAUCUGGACGAGUGGUGGGCGCAGCGCUUCCUUGCCAACAUAGACAAACUUUCCUGACAUCACCCGGGUGGGGGAGUUUCUGGAUCUGGACAAGACGGGUCUGGAGACGGCAGGCCCGAAACGCAGAAAAGGCCCAUUUUGGAGAGGCUCGCAAACGGACACAAAACGGCAGCCUGGAUGCCGGAGCUCAAAGUACAGGCGCUCGCUUUCCCCUCCACUUGAACUGCGGCCAUUUUGAUUUGGCGGCUUCAGAUGUGAAAACGGGAGGAUGUCUCUUGUAUAUGACAUACGUGUAAUGUUACUUUUUUGUGUAAAAAUGUGACCAUGUUUUCCAAGAAGCUGCCAUCUUA